UUCAGGCCAAAAUAGUUGCCAUAAAAUCAGAGUGUCUUGCUUCGAAAAUGAUCUUAAAAUGAAAGAAAACACGCCCAUGAUAAGUUAAUUUCUUCACCUGCGGGUGUCUUUGAUUCAUCUUUCUGAAUCAUUUUAAGGUUUCUGGAGCAUCUCGGUGUCCGCAGCUGAAGACAAGCUGUCUCUCUGGUCUAAACGGGGCCCAUUAACGUGCCAUCGGGGAUCAAACAGACACCUAUUAUCCAGACAGCCAUUAACAGGUGAGCAGCACAUCAAAGCCACGCGUUUGCAAAGCCUGAUCGCGUCUGUGAUGUGCAAGAGGAUGCCACGCAGGGGGUCGUGUUGUGUCUGCAGAACACGGCUAUAAAAUCCCUCUGACAUCAUGCCUGCUCACCGGAGAGGCGUCUGGGACUCAGUCACGGAAACUUAUUCCCCCUCUUAACUGCGUGCUUCGGAUACAAUGGCGUGCGGGUUGGAUUUUACCAGUGGUGAUGUUUCUGAGAUCAUCACGUUUUUCUCGGAGCAGUUGUGGCCUGAUGCACUGACUGACAGAAACAACAACGGGUCGGCACAGAGCUCCAGCACGGUGCACCAUGUUCCAUACACUAUCAACUCCAAGACAAAGUGCCGCCGGAAGCGCACAAUAUUCAGCAAGGCGCAGCUGAGCCAGCUGGAGAGCGCCUUCUCUGCUACACCCUACCCGGAUAUCAAUGGGAGGAAAACCCUGGCCUCUCUAACUGGACUACCGGAGUCUAAAAUUCAGGUUUGGUUUCAAAAUCGGCGCGCACGCUUCUUUAAGACCAAGAAAUCAACUCGAGGAGCCGCCAAACCCCCACAGGUCAGGCACAAGACACCGUGCAGUCCUCAGGUGGCUUCUCCUCUACCUCCUAGUCCCAGCCUUGCGUCUCCAACAGGCUACUGUGUGCCCAGUCUACCUCAGUCCACCAGGCUCUCGUCAAUCCUGGACAUCCAGGCCAAGUCACCAGGCGUUCCCCAAAUCAUUUGCCACCAAUCCCAGGACGUCACCAGCUACUGCCAAAACAUGUUUCCAUACGGUGGACUGGAUGAGUUGGAUUUACCAGAGGACUUUGAAGCUUUUCUCAAUGCACGGGGGGUACAGCCAGCAGAACGUAGCCAUCCUGUCCACAAGGAAGACAUCCAGAGUCGGCAAGGCCUCCAGGCUCUCUCCAGCUCUAUAGAGACCCUGGACGACCUGUCGGAUCUGUGCUUCCAGGACCUGAUGGUUCCCACUCUGCCCAACUUGGACAGCUCAAUGAUUGACUAUCUUUUGGCAUGACUGACAAAACGGAGAGCAACAUAUUGAAGAUCACGACAUGAAUGGGUCCACGUGCAACAACACGUCCGUUUGUGUAACAGCCACGAGCCAGCCUGCAGCAGGAAGUCUGCUACAUCAGUGUAUCCGUUCUCACACCCAUACGUCCACGCUGUGUCGCCAGUUGCAGUGGUGGCCUCCACUAGUGUACCCAUUCAGUGAUGUCGCGGUCUUUCAAAGUGUUGCGCUUCCAUUUUUGGACAAAGGCGCCGAGUUUACCUUGGGGAGGUGGUGACGGUGACUUAUGCUAUUCGUUAUCUAUUUAAGAAACACCAGUAUGAUGCACAUCAGAUGAUUUCACAAUGUCCUUUUUGCUUAGUUUUUUGUUUUUGCACAUAGUUUGUUUAUAUUUUGGAUGGGGUUGCAAAGAUAACGUUUAGCACUUGACUGAAAGCUGUCCUUGCUGAGUUGGCUUCAGCGGAGUCCGGGGGGGGCGGGAAAAGCAAAU
Oreochromis aureus is the source of this 1778-nucleotide messenger RNA. Its product is annotated as homeobox protein otx5-B-like. Bases 458 to 1294 code for a protein of 278 amino acids. The transcript has 3 exons. Gene Ontology annotation, biological process: regulation of transcription by RNA polymerase II. Gene Ontology annotation, cellular component: nucleus. Lineage: Eukaryota; Metazoa; Chordata; Actinopteri; Cichliformes; Cichlidae. Gene Ontology annotation, molecular function: RNA polymerase II cis-regulatory region sequence-specific DNA binding; DNA-binding transcription factor activity, RNA polymerase II-specific. The record is from RefSeq and is a predicted model, not a curated record.